This is a messenger RNA of Neurospora tetrasperma FGSC 2508, 1555 nucleotides long. RefSeq lists its product as uncharacterized. The coding region runs from base 164 to 1009 and encodes 281 amino acids. The transcript has 2 exons. NCBI's taxonomy places the organism in Eukaryota, Fungi, Ascomycota, Sordariomycetes, Sordariales, Sordariaceae. The record is from RefSeq and is a predicted model, not a curated record.
CUCGCUUGAAGAACCUGCCGCUCCCUACACUGCAUUCAAACAAGAGUCUCGCACUCGACGACAUUCGUUUUCUCAGCAUCACCUACGUGACAGCCCUAUAAACCUAAUCAACCCUCGGACCGUCUUUACUCGAUCGCCAAAACUUCAAAACAAAUCAGUCAAAAUGCAUGUCAAGUCCUUCACUGCUCUGGCGGCUCUCGCCCUCGCUGCUCAGGCCGUUGCCGAGCCCAUCCGCCUGGUAGGCGCGCCCUACAAGGCGGCCAGCAAGAUUCACAAGACCUCGGUCCGUCAGCUGUUCGGUGUCGUCCGUCGCCAGGACAACCCCGGAUACCAGCCCGAGCAGACCGUCUGCGGUACCGGCAACACUUGCGCCGAGGCUUGCGGUGCUGGUUUCGAGGCGUGCGCGUCCAAGGACGACUCGGUUCACUGCUACAACGCCGGCGCCGCUCAGAUCUGCUGCCCUAACGGUUCUGGCAACUCGUGCGAUGCUGGCUACUACUGCGCUGCCGACACCCAGAAUGAGACCUGGUGCUGCCCCGAGGGCAUGACCCUUGAGCAGUGCGCCGCCGCCUACAAGGUCGACGGGAGCCUUGUCUCCCAGACCGCCGAGGCCACCUCUACCUCGACUAGCUCCUCUACCAGCUCUACCUCCUCGGUCGCCAGCUCCACCUCGACCUCUAGCACCGUCGUGAGCACCACCAGCACCAGCAGCGUCAUUGUCAGCACCACCAGCACCAGCUCCGUCGUCAUUCCCCUCACGACCAGCUCCGUCGCUCUGACCACCUCGUCUGCUCCCGCCAUCACCGUCCCCGCUGUGUCCUCUUCCUCUAUCGUCCUCGUCCCCACUGGCCUCGCCACUGGCGGCGCCCCCUCUGGUGCUAACGGCACCUCUGUCGUGGUUGUCUCUCCCCAGCCCACGCAGUCCGAGGUUGCCAUCGGCGCUGGCAGCGUUGCCAAGCCCGCCGGUGCCUUCCUCUUGGUCGCGGCCGGUCUUGCCGCCCUUCUCUAAAUCCUCGCUGUGGAAUCAAGCCUUUGGACUACUUCGCCGGAUAUCUACCGGUAGCUCAAGGGCACUAUUGCUUUACUACGAGACAUGAGACACGACAGACCGAAUUCGCCAUGGUGGCUCCCUCACAUUUCUUUUUCUGUGCAAAGUUGGGUUGCUUGUUGGACUCUGGACACAACUUUGUUUCUCCGCGUUACGCCAUGGAGCGCAGGAUUUACAUUGGACGCUUGGGGCGAAUAGGCACUAUUCACCUUUUCUGAUGUGCUUCUUUUUUUCUGGGGGGUUUGGGGUGUUGCAGGCGAAAAGGCGUGGGAAGGCAGUACAGUAUGGCGGCUUUGUCCGUUUAUCGUUGAUAAGAAAGACGGACCACAUACACAUGCAUUCACGAACCUCUCUGUAUGCUUCGGGUUAAAGAGGGAUAUACCGCCAGGGCUUAACUAUUGAGGCGUUUUGAGUGAUAUACCUUUUGUUGUUUUUAUUGCGUUUGAAAGUAACCAUAAUAUUCUUGUUCCUAAUUCUCACUGGAGUCAUUAACAUGCCAACUUUUGC